GUUGCGCGCAUCUGGGCCGCCUGGCGGAGCGCGCCAUGGAGAGGCUGGGAAGCGGCUGCAGCCGCGGCCGGCGGGGCUAGCGGGGAGCCCGGCAGCAGAACGACAACUGGACCAGAACGUCAGGGGUGUGGCUGUGGGUGUUCCUGUUGCCCUUUCAUACUAGCGUUGCCAACUCCAGCGUCCAAUGGAGAUAACCAAGCAACUGGAAUGUCGCUGUCGGACACACCAUGACAACAUGCAUCUCCCGCAGGCCUGCCACAGAGAAGCGUGUAGGCCGCGAUGAGCCCCUCAGCCUACCCCAAGAAGCUCCCGAAUUCCCGCGUUGCUUCUCGGCGCUGAAUGUCCACUGCCUGGGCACCAUGGAUUCUUUUGUCGUCGUGACGGAGUAUGACUCUACCGCUAGGCCUGGAGGGGGGCAGCCAGACGGCCUGGAGGACGAGGAACCAAUGGAGCCAUGUGAGGGACAGCCCGUGGCGUCGGAUCCUGGAGAAAUGGAGGAGCGGGGUCUCCUCGGCAGUGCUCUGGAGGGUGAUUUGAAGGAACCGCGAAGCAAACUGAAUCUUUCGAGUCGGAAACUUUCUCUCCAGGAGAGGUCCCAGUCGGUCCAGUCUCCCGGUGGCAACGUGGGCCUAAACGGACGCUACAUCUAUCCUUCUCUCCCUUAUUCUCCGGUCACGUCACCACAUUCUUCGCCUCGUCUGCCCCGGAGGCCGACGAUAGAAUCCCACAGAGUUUCUAUCACCGGUUUGCAGGACUGCGUGCAGCUAAAUCAAUAUACGUUGAAAGACGAAAUCGGAAAGGGCUCCUACGGGGUCGUGAAGCUGGCCUACAACGAAGAUGACAACACCUACUAUGCAAUGAAAGUGCUUUCCAAAAAGAAGCUGAUGAGACAAGCGGGGUUUCCUCGCCGUCCUCCCCCACGCGGUGCCAAGCCCCCCCUGGAAGGCUUCUGCCAACCCAAAGGCCCCAUUGAGCAGGUGUAUCAAGAGAUCGCCAUCUUGAAAAAACUUGACCAUCCGAAUGUAGUCAAGCUGGUGGAGGUGCUAGAUGACCCCAGCGAAGAUCAUCUGUACAUGGUAUUUGAGCUUGUGAAAAAAGGGCCUGUGAUGGAAGUCCCAACCCUGAAACCUCUUACUGAAGACCAGGCACGCUUCCACUUCCAGGACUUGAUCAAAGGCAUUGAAUACUUGCAUUACCAAAAGAUAAUCCACCGGGAUAUUAAGCCUUCCAACCUCUUAGUCGGGGAAGACGGUCACAUCAAGAUCGCGGAUUUCGGUGUGAGCAACGAAUUCAAAGGGGCCGAUGCUCUGCUAACCAACACAGUGGGCACCCCGGCUUUCAUGGCCCCGGAAACCCUCUCGGAAACCAGGAAAAUAUUUUCGGGAAAGGCUUUAGAUGUUUGGGCUAUGGGGAUCACCCUCUACUGUUUUGUUUUUGGGCAGUGCCCCUUUAUGGAUGAGAGGAUUCUGAGCCUGCACAGCAAAAUCAAGAGUCAGACGCUGGAGUUCCCGGACCAGCCAGAUAUUUCGGAUGAGCUGAAGGAUCUGAUCACGCAGAUGCUGGACAAAACCCCCGAAUCCAGGAUCACAGUCCCGGAAAUUAAGGUGCACCCUUGGGUGACCAAGAAUGGAGUGGAGCCGUUGCCGACAGAAGAUGAGAACUGCACACUUGUGGAGGUGACGGAGGAAGAGGUGGAGAAUUCGGUGAAACACAUCCCGAGCUUGGCCACGGUGAUCCUGGUGAAGUCAAUGAUCAGGAAAAGGUCUUUCGGGAACCCAUUUGAAGGGAGCAGAAGAGACGAGAGGUCCUUGUCUGCGCCGGGGAAUUUGUUGACAAAAAACAAAUCGGGGAAUGUGAAGUAUUACUUCAGUCAAAGGAAGCAAGGCAGCGAAGACAACCUGAAGCUCAGCAGCGACCUGCCAGAUGUGGAGGAAGACGAACUGCUUUCCUGAAACGGACCCAUUGGUUUCGGAUGUGCCACUUGGUUCCCUGCUCCCUUCGCGACGCAUGCACACCUCUAAGGGGAAGGACACUCCGGCACGCCGGAAGAACCAACCAGCUUUCUGCGAAGCGGCGUGCCGAGCUUUUUAAUAACAGCAUGCUGUAAAAAUCCGACUGUCCAUUUGUCAGUAACUCUCUUCUCUGGAGGGCAUCAGAUGUCAAACUGGAGGAAUUGCGAGCAGGCCUGGGACCAGCGGCCGUUUUGCAGAUGGAACAAUGGGGUCAUUUUACCAGUCUGGCUUUACAAAAAGCAAACAAGUGAAAAAAAAACCCUUCAAAAAUGGGGGUCGUGGUAUUAAGAGGCAAGAGUUUCAAAAGCCAAGUUUUCAGGCCAAACAUUUCAGAGCCUACCAUUCUCGUUUUCAGCUAAAAUGGACCGAUCUACGUAUGACAUUCUGUGCCAAGUAGAGUGUCUGAAACUUGCCAGUAAUGUACAUCUUUUUCUUGCUUUGGUGUUUUCUCCCCGUUUUUUGUAUUGACACUUUUUAUUGCAUGAAAAACAGAACACACAAACAAGUAGUUCUCCAUCAAGGGCAUUUUUUCCUUUAAAAAGGCCUUUGCCUUCGAUGUGCCGAUCCUUUACGACUUUGACAGCAGCAGGGCUUGGUUCCGCUGAGUGCCCGACCUGCCCUUUGUCGCGAUCAUACUAUCAGUGUGGCUUGCUGGAUUCUGACCAUUCCAGAUGUGCAAUGUCUUUUUUUUCCCCUCCCCGCCAAAAGGGCUUGAAACUACCAGAAUCCUCGGCGUGCUGGACUUCGAUGUGAUUGUACUCUAAGCACAAAGUGAGAUGGGCACAGAGCUGGCUAGAAAUUAAAUUCUGUCCAGCUGAGGACAAACUGUACUGCUGGAAACCUUACUUGAUCAGUGUCUAUAGGGGUAUGUCCAAAAUUCAGGGUUUUUACAACAAACAAUCCAACACUUCCUGCCGCGUUACACAAUUUAAUACAUUUUGAAUAAUAACCAACGCCCAGCUCCUGCAGUUUUUGCUACAAGGGACUUUAGUGUAAUGACAUAUAGAUUUUGCUGCCUGUCGAUAUUCAGAUCAGCUCGUACGCAGAAUUAGCUGCUUUCAGGCUUUUUUUUAAUCCUAAAGCCGCAUUUCUUUUCGAACUGUACCAAGGUCGAUGUAGUCUUGCAUCCUCAUAACUGCUAGCUGAAUACUCUCUCAAUCAGUUAUCUGGGAUCAGGAGAUAAAAUGCCAAACUUCAUAUAUAAACUUCUUCAUAUCCUUAUUCAGAGAUUUGGGGGGGGGAUGUUUGCUGGACUGAUUUUGCUGUGACAAUAGGGGGAGCAGUAUUUGAAUCGGUUCCCCAUGUUUAAAAGGGGGAAAAAUCCCAGCUCCCAAAAGUAUAUCUGGGAAUCUUUUCUUUUGCCAUACUAGAUUUCUAGCAUGGGCAGAGCGUACCCCAGGGGAAACUUGUGUUAUGCAAUCUGCUACCCUCGUUCACCCAUUCCAAACUGGUACAGAAUCAAGAUGGGUAGCCAUGUUCAUCUAUCUGUAGCAGUAGAAAAGAGCAAGAGUCCAGGAGCACCUUAAAAACUAACAAAAUUUGUGGCAGAAUAGGAGCAUUUGUGAGUUACUGCCAUGCGACAGAUUUUGUUGUCUUUAAGGUGCUUCCAGACUCUUGCUUUUUUCUGAACCGGUACAGUCAUGGGAAGACUGUGCCGUGUGGUAUAGCUCCGACAGCCCUACUUAUACAGUAUAAGGAUCCCUUUUCCUGUUCCUUUUGUGCCAUGGUACAACCGGAAGCAUUUAGUAGAGACCGAGGCGGAAUUGCCUUUGAUGUCAGCGAGAUGUAAAUUUUUAAGCAGCAAUUCUCUCUUGGGUGUCUUAACAACUGUGGAAGGAAAACACACAGAGACUCCUUUGAGAGCCCUGUGGUAGACUAAUUGAGGGGAGAAUAUUAAAAACUCACACUCUUGUUUAAAUGCACAUUUAAAUGCACAAAGAAAUAACCAACCAGUUCAGCUCUAGCACUUUUUGGUUUGUUUGUUUUUUGCAAAUUAAGUCAUAGACCGGAAUACAGUUAAAAUACAUUUGGGGCAUUAAGAGAACGGCUUUAUUUCUGUCUUUUUGCCCACUCCAUCACAAAAACAGAAAUUAACCAGCUUUCAGUGUUUAGAGCAAUUUGGAUGAAUGGCAAAAGGUUAGAACAAAAAUGAAUGUGUUUUAAUCAUUGUAACUGUGUUGAGGGGGUCAUAUGGUUUUUAGUGAGCAAUCUGCCCCCAAGCCC
Molecule: messenger RNA, 4235 nt
Organism: Gekko japonicus
Lineage: Eukaryota; Metazoa; Chordata; Lepidosauria; Squamata; Gekkonidae
Gene: CAMKK2
Product: calcium/calmodulin-dependent protein kinase kinase 2, beta
Exons: 18
Coding region: 228-1952 (574 amino acids)
Biological process (GO): CAMKK-AMPK signaling cascade; activation of protein kinase activity; protein phosphorylation
Molecular function (GO): protein kinase activity; ATP binding
Source: RefSeq, a predicted model, not a curated record